Electrophorus electricus (electric eel) is the source of this 1765-nucleotide messenger RNA. RefSeq names its product neutrophil cytosolic factor 1 (gene ncf1). Gene Ontology annotation, biological process: respiratory burst; superoxide anion generation. Gene Ontology annotation, molecular function: phosphatidylinositol binding; superoxide-generating NADPH oxidase activator activity; protein binding. Gene Ontology annotation, cellular component: cytoplasm; NADPH oxidase complex. The record is from RefSeq and is a predicted model, not a curated record. NCBI's taxonomy places the organism in Eukaryota, Metazoa, Chordata, Actinopteri, Gymnotiformes, Gymnotidae.
ACUGUCUUCCACAGUUUUUCCUUGCUGAGGUGUGCAGUUCUCAGCAGAAUGGUGGACAUCCAUGUGCUUCACAUGGAGCUUUUAGGCUUUGAGAAAAGGUUCUACCCAAGCCAACACUAUGUGUACAUGUUCUUGGUGAAAUGGAGCGACCAAUCAGAGAAACUGAUUUACAGAAACUAUCCAGAAAUCCACACAUUCCAUAAAUCUCUGAAAGAGAUGUUCCCAAUUGAAGCAGGACACAUUGAUCCUAAAGACAGAAUCAUUCCUUCUUUACCAGCUCCUAAAUGGCUGGACAAUCAGAAGACAACUGAGAACAGGCAGGGAACCCUGGCAGAAUAUUGUCACUCUCUGCUCAACUUGCCUCAUAAGAUCUCCCACUGUCAGCUGGUGAGCAGCUUCUUCAAAGUACGCUCAGAAGAUGAGACCCCACCUGCACCACACCCAUUCAAAAGAAACGAAACCUACGUCAUGUCCAGGGACAGAGCAAGGACCACCAAUUCCGAAAUCACAGGCCCCAUUAUGCUGGACACCUACAGAGUGAUCGCAGAUUACAGCAAGAGUUCAAAGUAUGAGCUCAACCUGAAGGCUGGAGAUCUGCUGGAUAUCGUGGAGAAGAGUCCCAAUGGCUGGUGGUUCUGUCAGUAUGACACUCAAAGAGGCUGGGCCCCAGCUUCUUACCUAGAACCACUGGACGGACCCGAUGAGUCAGAGGAGCCCGAGCCCAAUUAUGCAGGAGAGCUGUACAAAACCACCAAGGGCUACACAGCAGUGGAGGACGAUGAACUCACCCUGCAGUUGGGAGAAACCAUUGAAGUUAUCCAUAAGCUUUUGGAUGGCUGGUGGGUGGUCAGGAAAGGGGAGAAGACAGGCUUCUACCCCUCCAUGUUUCUGCACAGUACUGGGGAGAGGAGAGAGCUGGAGCCUGAUAGGAAUGUUGUGAGGAGAGAAACGCCUCCACCGAGGAGAUCGACGAUACGCAACGCAAAGAGCAUCCAUGCCAAGGGCCGCAGGCGUAUCAGCCAGGAGAGCUACAGUCGCCAGAGUCGCCGGUUCCUACAGCAGCGAGGAAGACUCCCGUCUCAGCCGAGAAGGAACUCCAGAGCCACCUUGCAGCAGAAUGAGGACAACACGGAGAGCAAUGCCAAACCAGCUUCUGCCGUGGAGGACACAAAGGUGACUCCGGUUAUCCCUCCCCGGCCCAGCCAUGAUCUCAUCAUGGAGCGCUGUACAGAGAGCACUCGAAAGAGAAUCAGCAUCCAUGCAAGCUGAAGCCAGAUCAGAGCUGUCCUCAAUGUGCAACCAGAAAAAAACAAGACCAGACUGAAACACUUUCCCGGAGGCUGAUCACUGAGACGGUGGUUUUCAGUUCCUGCGCUUUUCCCCUCAUUUUUCCAGCUGUACUCUCCGGCAUCGGUUUAAUUUAGCAGUAAAUAUCAAGGCUUCUUGAAUGGGUGGUGAAGAAAUUCUGUAGUUCGGGAUACUGGAUACUGGUACUGCAGUUAAGAGCACCACGGAUUCAAAGAUUUUACAUAUAAAACUUAAAAAUUUAUUUUCUGUGCUAUUUAACAAAAGUGACAGCAUUGUUUUAAGUUUUAAGCAUUGUUAAAGAUGUAUAUGCUAGCAUGUUUUUAUAGGCUACAUUUUGGCUUUUUUUUUUUUUACAAAGUUGUUUUAAUUUCAAUAAUAAAUAAAUAAGAGAUAUUUAACUAUACUUUUAAGACACUGUGAACAAUGUUGUAAAGUCAAUAAAAUAUUUACAAAACCA